Molecule: messenger RNA, 1544 nt
Organism: Punica granatum (pomegranate)
Lineage: Eukaryota; Viridiplantae; Streptophyta; Magnoliopsida; Myrtales; Lythraceae
Source: RefSeq, a predicted model, not a curated record
GAAGACCGUCUUCUUCACUCGCGGAAACAGCGCGUGGAGCCCAUUCGUCCGUUACUCUUCCCGCUGCUCUGCAACUGUGAGUCGCUUGCAUUGCGCACAAGCUCAGCCGAUCGGACGCCGACUCAACUGUUAUCGAGCCAUUGCAAGCUGCGUCUUUUUUUUGGGGGGUGCAGCUAUGUCGAAGCAUGGAGGCAGAACAAAGCCGUGGUGUGGAGUUCGGAACUACGGGGUCCGAAUUCUGAUCACUUCUUUGAUUCUCGUAUUCCUAGUCCUGUUCAUUUUCCUUAGAGACGCCGACAAGAAACCUGGAUCGGCACUGGGGUUGCCACACAAGAAGUGGAAUAGUUUCGACUCUUUGGUACAGUUUAAUCCUACCGUGGAGUUUAGAAAUGGAACAGAUGUGAUCUGGCAGAUUCCCAAUUCUCCAAAGGCAGUGCUGUUUAUAGCUCAUGGAUGCAACUGUAGAGCUGCUUACUUUUGGGACAGAUCUCCUACCUGUCUGAACUGUGUCGGCUUACCUGAGGAAAGGCUGCUAGUUCUCGAAGCUCUUGCCCGGAGAUUUGCUGUGCUUACCAUAUCAAGCAUGGGAAGAUGCUGGACUAUGGCAGAGGAGAGGAUCAUCGUUAGAGAUACAAUUAGAUGGUGGACUGCAAGCAACAAGCUGGAAAAUCUCCCUCUUGUGGCCUUGGGGGCCUCCUCAGGAGGGCACUUUGUUUCGGCGCUUGCCCGCAAUUUAAGGUUUAGCAGUAUUGCGCUGAUGAUUGCCGAGGGGAUGUUCGACCAAAUGGAUAUACCGGCACGUUAUCCACCCACCCUUUUCGUCCACAUGCCAAAAGAUACGUAUCGGCAGCACAAGAUUAGUCAAUAUAUGGAAGUUUUGAAGGCUAAAGGCAUAGAUGCUGCAGAAGUUGAAUGCACAGAGUUCCCUCUAUCACCGAAUAUUUUUGCUGACAGAAUUCCUGGUGUUGAUCAAAGUGUAUCUUCUAAGUUGUUCGAGCUGUUCCGUAAAGAGGGCUUUAUUGAUGAGAAUGGGUACAUGAAGACGGAUGGCCGUAGAACUCACUGGAAAAAGGCUGUCUCGAAGGAUAAGACGCUUAUUUUGGACAAGCAGUUGUUUCAGCACGUCCAAGAGGAACUCAAUCUUGCUUUUGCUUAUCACGAAAUGACCAGCUUACAGUCGGACCAUAUCUUCAAAUGGUUCGAAUCCCAUAUUAGCUGACCUCUCCAUGUAUAUAGUUUCUCCUUUCCAAACCCCAGAAAGAGUUUGGAUUGAUGUACCAGUUAUCCUAUAUCUGCGUCCCCCACCCUGAGACAGAAUUCGUGCCUAUUGUGACUCGAUCCUCGUAGAACUGGAAAUAGGUUUCUAAGGCUUCAUUGGUCAUUCCGGUGAGUUUAUUAGGUCGGAUAUAUCCAUAUGGAGAAAGUGGUGUCCUGACUUCCUGAUUCUAUGUAAUUGAUGCCGCAACGAUCUGUAACUUGCUCAAAAAUACAUUUUCUGAUAUACUCGAUCAUAUGAAUGUUUCAUUUCUUCUUCUUUGCAUGAA